AUGUAUUUCUUUUUUAAUAUACUAAUUUUUUUUCUUCUAUUGAAUAUUCUUUAUAUUUCUUUAUGUGUUCUUGACAGGAGCACCCGUGCAUAUAAUUCCAAGUCUUCAUUUUCUUUUUUUUUCUUUUUCUUUCUUUCUUUCUUUCUUUCUUUCUUUCUUUCUUUUUCGAUUUCUUUCUAUCUGUUAGCAUUCUACUUUUCUUUCUUCUUUCUUUCUUUUAUCUCGUUCUUUUUUCUUUUUCUUUCUUUCUUUUUCCUUCAUUCUUUUUCCUUCUUUCUUUUAUCUCGUUCUUUCUUUCUUUUUUCUUUAUUUCUUGAGCUUAUACUUAUAAUUUCUUUCUAUCUGCUCGCAUUCUACUUUUCUUUCUUUCUUGUAUCUUGUUCUUUCUUUCUUUUUUCUUUCUUUUUUCCUUCUUUUUUUCGCUUCUUUGUUUUUUCUUUCUUUUCUCUUUCUUUAGCUUAUACUUAUAAUUUCUUUCUAUCUCUUCACAUUCUACUUUUCUUUCUUUCUUUCUUUUAUCUCGUUCUUUCUUUAGUCUUUCUUUCUUUUUCCUUUUUAUUUUGUUCUUUCUUUCUUUUUUUUCUUUCUUUUUUCCUUCUUCCUUUUUCCUUCUUUGUUUUAACUCUUCGUUCUUUCUUUAUUCUUUCUUUCUUUUUCCUUCUUUGUUUUAUCUUGUUCUUUCUUUCUUUUUUCUUUCUAUAUUUUAUACUAAAUUUUCUAUCUAUCUCUUCGCAUUCUACUUUUCUUUCUUUCUUUCUUUUCUUCUAG
Messenger RNA from Acanthosepion pharaonis, 768 nucleotides. The record is from the annotation of a GenBank genome assembly. NCBI's taxonomy places the organism in Eukaryota, Metazoa, Mollusca, Cephalopoda, Sepiida, Sepiidae.